UUUAUUGUUCAACAACCACCUCGAGCACAUCGUUGUGGACUAUUGCAGCUUUGAGAGCUUAACUAAAAAACCAUCUUGCAAACAUGGCCAAGUGCACCAACACCUCUUGCGGCAAGGAGUUCGACCCGGCUGCCACCGGUUCGCAGGACUGUGCUUAUCACCCCGGAGGACCCGUCUUUCAUGAGGGAACAAAGGCGUGGUCUUGUUGCAAAGAGGUCAACAAGCCGGUCUUGGAUUUUGAUGAUUUUAUGAAGAUUCCUGGAUGUACAAGGGGACCUCACACAUCCGAGAAACAAGCCGCAGCACAACCUUUGCCUUCACCCAACGCUCAACCACCCGCUUCAACCUCUACCUCGUCUUCGCCCGCUCCCUCUGCUACGAACGGUAUCACCGAGACAUACGGGACUUCAAAGCCCACCGCACCGACUCCUACCGCUACCUCCAAACCGACUAUAGUCAAGUCGGAAAAGAUCGAUUGGGCGAAGAACGAGCUGGUCGACGAGCCUUCUCGGCCGGUGAGCAAGGGGACGAGGUGUAAGCGGAAAGGUUGUGGAAAGGAAUGGGAGGGAGAGGACGCGGCGAGGAGAGAUAGCAGGGGAAAGCUCGAGGAAGAGCAAGAGUGUAGUUAUCACCCUGGUCCUCCUAGCUUCCUCGAAGGCUCCAAGGGUUUCCUCUGCUGUAAACCCCGGGUGCUCGACUUUGACGAUUUCUUGCGUCUUCCCGGUUGUCGGACGACUUCGCACCAGUUCUUCGAUCCGGCCCCGACGGGCGACGUAGAGAAUGUGGAUUGCAGGCUAGACCACUAUCAGACGCCCGACAAGGUCAUCAUCAGCUGUUUCGCCAAGGGCGUGGAUAAGACCAAGUCUACUGUCGUCCUGACGGCCACAGGUGUCGACUUUGACCUGUACCUACCGGCCAACAAGCGGUGUAUCAAGAGGGUCGACCUGUACAACGACAUUGACCCGGAAGGGAGCGACUACAAGAUCCUGGGAACCAAGAUCGAACUCAACCUGAAGAAAGCCUCUUCGGCAAGCUGGCCGCUUUUGCAAAAGCCGGCCGACGGGACCAAGCUGCCACCCGGAUAUGCGCUUACGUUUGGUGUGAAAGGUCGAACCGGUACGGUCGGGGGUAAGGAGGCGAUCACGUCUUGAGAUAAUUUAUGCAACAUGUAGGGCGAAUGUAGGGUAGACUUCGCGCACGUCAGCCCCAGCAGACUUGCGAUCAAUGACAAUACAAUCGUUCAGCGACACUUGAU
Messenger RNA from Filobasidium floriforme, 1255 nucleotides. Its product is annotated as chord-domain-containing protein. The transcript has 8 exons. The record is from RefSeq and is a predicted model, not a curated record. Lineage: Eukaryota; Fungi; Basidiomycota; Tremellomycetes; Filobasidiales; Filobasidiaceae. Bases 84 to 1151 code for a protein of 355 amino acids.